Molecule: messenger RNA, 213 nt
Organism: Necator americanus (New World hookworm)
Lineage: Eukaryota; Metazoa; Nematoda; Chromadorea; Rhabditida; Ancylostomatidae
Exons: 2
Coding region: 1-213 (70 amino acids)
Source: RefSeq, a predicted model, not a curated record
AUGAAAUUCGCAACCCUUCUAACAUUCGUCGUUCUGGCUGUAGCUUUCGCUAAGCCCUCAAUUAGGAAACAUUCAGACUCCAGCAGUGACGAGAACUCCAAGCACAAGCCUCACCACAAACAUCAUGGACAUCAUCAUCGUCGCAGUACUCCACCAGCUCCGAUCACCGACGAAAGCGCCACUGCUUCCAUUGAAAGAGACAACACGGCAUGA